Molecule: messenger RNA, 5036 nt
Organism: Salvelinus sp. IW2-2015
Lineage: Eukaryota; Metazoa; Chordata; Actinopteri; Salmoniformes; Salmonidae
Gene: araf
Product: A-Raf proto-oncogene, serine/threonine kinase
Biological process (GO): Ras protein signal transduction; protein phosphorylation
Cellular component (GO): cytoplasm
Molecular function (GO): protein kinase activity; ATP binding
Source: RefSeq, a predicted model, not a curated record
CAUUUAUGGUAUGCAGCUGUUUUGCUUUUUGCUUCUUCUUUUUGUAGUUUAAUUUGACACAUUCUGAUGUAACAAUGGUUCCCCUGAACCAUGAACGGUAAACUGAAUCAUCCACGUAAUUUGUCUGUGUAGCAUACUGUGACAUGAAUGUAUACAAUGUAAUUUUUUGUUGUUGCUUGUAACACCCGCCCCUUUAUGUAUCGAUUCUGUCAUCCAAUGAGCGAGUGUAAAUGUGAGAAUGGACCAAUACAGAGCGUGCAUCACGGAGGUGUUCCGCUUUCCCAGAAAUACUUGACAGAUUCUACUUCAGAUUGAGAGAAUUCAAGAUGGCUGCUCCAGGUUCCAGGUAAGGGCUCACUCCCCCGGAUCCCCAGUGCAUGAAGUUCUCCUGUUGUUGAAGGAUCUCAGUGCUGCCUCCCUUGCUCUUCUUGCCUGUCAUUAUGUCCUCAAACUCUUCCUCCUGCUCCUCCUCGGGAGAGACUAGUCCGGAGGACGUGCCCCGAGGUGGGGGCACCAUCCGUGUCUUCCUCCCCAAUCAACAGAGGACCGUGGUGAAUGUUCGCCCUGGGCAGACCGUUUAUGACAGUUUGGAUAAAGCCCUUAAAGUAAGGGGCCUGAGCCAGGACUGUUGCGCUGUGUUUCGACUCCUAGAAGGUCGCAAGAGACUAACUGAUUGGAACACUGACAUCACCCCACUGGUAGGAGAAGAGCUGCUGGUAGAGGUGUUGGAUGAUGUCCCCCUCACCAUGCAUAACUUUGUACGAAAAACCUUCUUUAAGUUGGCCUAUUGUGACUUCUGUCACAAGUUUCUGUUCAACGGCUUCAGAUGUCAGACAUGCGGCUACAAGUUUCACCAGCACUGCAGCAGCAAAGUCCCCACUGUGUGUGUGGACAUGGACACUAUAACAAAACGGUGCACACCUAAUCCUUGCCCAGAUGAGUACCCUCAGAUAUCCAUACUGUUGCCAGACAACUCCAUAUCCCAGAGCGACAUAGCCUUAACCCCGGAUCCUUCUGGGCACGGACUACUGUCCCCAACCUCGGCCUUCCGGUUCCCUCUGCCAGGUGGAGAUGGUCAGUCCCUACAGAGGCAUCGGUCCACCUCCACCCCCAACGUCCACAUGGUCAGCACCGUGGGCCCUGCCGGUGUCAGCAUCAUAGAGGAUGCGUUAAAAAUACAAAACAAUACAAUGGUUCCUGAACCAUCACCCAAACCCUCUACCAGCCCGCCCUCCCUGGGCUCCCCUGGCAGGAGACCCCCCAAAUCCCCCUCAGAGCACAAGGAGCGCAAGCCCUCCUCAUCUGACGACAAAAAGAAAGUGCACCGUGGCGGCUAUAGAGACUCAAGUUACUACUGGGAGGUCCACUCGCGAGAAGUCAACAUCCAGAAAAGGAUAGGUGCAGGCUCCUUCGGGACUGUCUUCAAGGGCAAGUGGCACGGAGACGUGGCCAUCAAGAUCCUCAAAGUGACAGAGCCAACACCUGAGCAGUUGCAAGCCUUUAAAAAUGAAAUGCAAGUGCUACGAAAGACACGCCACGUCAACAUUCUGCUGUUCAUGGGCUUCAUGACUAAGCCUAAUUUUGCCAUCAUCACACAGUGGUGUGAGGGCAGCAGCCUGUACCGCCAUCUGCACGUCUCUGAGACCAAGUUUGAGACCAUGCGUCGCAUCGACGUGGCCAGGCAGACAGCACAGGGCAUGGAUUAUCUUCAUGCCAAGAAUAUAAUUCAUCGAGACCUGAAAUCAAACAACAUCUUCCUCCAUGAGGGCUGGACUGUGAAGAUCGGGGACUUUGGGCUGGCAACGGUGAAGUCUCGAUGGAGUGGCUCUGAGCAGGUAGAACAGCCCAGCGGCUCCAUUCUGUGGAUGGCUCCUGAGGUGAUCCGGAUGCAGGACGCCAACCCUUACACGUUCCAGUCAGACGUGUACGGCUACGGGGUGGUGCUGUUUGAGCUGAUGUCGGGGACUCUGCCUUAUUCCCAGAUUAACAACCGAGACCAGAUACUCUUUAUGGUUGGGCGUGGCUACUUGUCUCCAGACCUCAGUUUGCUGUCCAGUAGCUCACCCAAGUCCAUGAAGAGGCUCAUCAUUGACUGCCUGAAGUUCAAACGUGAUGAGAGGCCCCUCUUUCCACAGAUCAUGUUAGGCAUUGAGCAGGUCCAGGACCUGUUGCCAAAAAUUGAGCGGAGUGCCUCGGAGCCCUCCCUCCACCGGGCUGUCCAUGCGGAGGAACUGAACCCACUCCUGUUCCACACCACUCGGCUGAUGCCCCUGUGAGCUCUGCCAAGCCAGGCCGAGGAGUUGUCUGUCCUUCUGUCUGAGGGAAGAGACCAUCACCACUGACGCCAACGCUGGCUGCAUUACUCCCAUGAGAGCGAGUCCACAGACAGCUGCCCAUCUAAACACCCCCAGGACUGUGUCCCAAAUGGCACUCUUCCCUCCAUAGUGCACUACUUUUGACCUGGGCCCUAUGGGCCCCGGUCAAGGUAAUGCAGUAUAAGGUGAAUCGGCUGCUGUUUGGGACGCAACCCAGCAUUCCCCUUCCUCUGGCACUGGUUGGGGCUCCUACAGACAACACCACCACCACCAAAUGUAACCCCUCCUCACGCCGACACUCCACAGCACAACCCCCUGAGCCCUCAGACUCUCCCUACUACACAUCAGAACCACACAGCUCCCCUCCCUCUCCCCCUGCUCACAGGCCUAGACACACUGGAACACAUGCUGGCCUGGCCUGGUCAGAACCCCUACAUUCCUAUACUGUCACUCUACUGGCCAGGCCAUGUCAGAACCCCUACAUUCCUAUACUGUCACUCUACUGGCCAGGCCAUGUCAGAACCCCUACAUUCCUAUACUGGCCUGGCUAUUGAUUUCUCAAGGCUGCUUUUAAGUGCGGGACGCAAGACUUUGUAGUCACGUCAGUGUUUUGCGCUUUUGAGUGCAAACGAUGAAAGAGAAAUGCUUACAGAACAACAAUGGCAUGCACAGAAGAUGACUUUCACUUGGUUGUUGUGACCAUAUUUUAAGUUAUUGGUCCUUUUGGUCCCAUAAUGUUUUGGUUAAUCAUAGUGUCGUCGUGCAGUCUUAGGAUAUGACCAUGAAUAAGCUGCUAUACAACAUGGAUUUGAAAUGCCACUGUCGAAGACAAGCAGUUUGGGACUCAAGUUAACGGCGGCAUCAAAUGUGUACGGCACCAUUUUAAUAGACACAGCAGGGUCGUAUUUAUUAGUGCACACCAAAGCAAAACUUUUUGCAACGGAAAUACGAAAACAAGAGCUUCUUAUUGGACAUGGUUAGGUAGUCCCUCCCUGUUUCAGUCCAUUUUCUUUCAUUUGGUGCCUAGUUAAUAUGACCCAGACCCGUAUAAACCUUUGCAUUGUUUCCAGUGAAUACAUAGGCUAGUUUAGCCCAGAGGCCUUCUGUAUGGCCUGAAACCUGUAGUCUUAACAAGUAAAGAGUAUUCUCAAUGCUUUACAUGCUUAAAGUCAGCUUGACUCUACAUUGCACCAUGGACAAGCACGUGUGCUAGCAAAUCUGGUUGAAACAAGCUGCCUUACUUAUAUGUAGUUGCUUUUUGCUCAUUGUGACACAUGAAGCUUACUCAUUAUCAAUCACGUGACACCUAGUUUAUCUGAAUCCUGCUUUCAAUAUAACUUUUAUGGGGGUAUAAUAACUUGAAAAUGUCAAUGUUUGGAACGUUUGUUUUCUUAAUUCCUGAUUGUAUUAGCUUUUACACUUUGACUGGCCUUUAGGAAAUGGUAGCCUUUAACUUAAAUGAAUGACUUCUCCUCUUCCUGCUUUCAAUUGCUGUUGAUCGUGGGUUGCUACUUCAAUUGAGUGUUGUACCUAGUGAAAGAUGGUUGGUUGCUUGCUUGGUAUUAACAGUGAUUAGCCUAUUGCCCUCAGACUCAACUCUGGACCCCGAAGCCAGUUCCAUUGUUUUUUUUUUUUCAUUGUUCCCCUCUAAUCAGGGACUGAUUUAGACCCGGGACACCAGGUGGGUGUAAUUAAAGGUAGGACAGAAAAACAGAAGGUUCCGGGACGUAGGGUAAGAGUUGAAUACCCCGGGCCUAUUGGUUUCCUCCUCCUUUCAGUGAAAGUGCAUUGAUGGUUAUUUUGAGUGAGGCUUUUUCAAUUGAUACUAAGUAGAUUGCUCCAUGGUGCAACUGGGAUGGGAUGACUGUUAUUUGUUGCUGCAUACUGGUUACAACGAGGGGCAGAUUUGAAUCAUCAAUGGUAACUUGUUAUUUUUUGUGUCAUGCUUAAUUUGAACUAAUCGUAACUGUGAUUUUAACCCAUAAGGGGUCUGUUUUUGGUCUUAUGUAUGCUGGAAAUGGCUUGGACAGUAGAGGGCGUGAUUUCGUAAUACUGUAUUUGACACGAUCAAUUUAAAUUAGUGCAGAGUGUAUUGUGGGGUGAUGGUUACUGAACAAACAAUAACUGACUUGUUUUUUUUUUUUACUAUAAAAAGCAGAUAUACAGGUUUUUAACCUAGAUGUUUUAAUGUUUUCAAGAGGGGCUGGGUACCCUAUUGUUAUUUACUCAUUCCAAUUAUGUUGGCUUGUGUGAAUAGGUUUGACUUGGAGAUUUUGGUAGACAAGGGUUGGGAAAGACUACAUUUCUCAUUUUAUUUAUUGAUGUUAUUGUCAUUGCAGAUAGCGGUGUGAUACAUCUGCUGUCAUGGACCUUUUGGUGGAUUAAAUGUUUACUGAGUGAUAAGAGCUCACUCUUUGCAGCAUUUAAAUCAUGGAUGGUUUGGGUUCUCUAACCUAGCGGAAUGUACUUUCAAGACAUGGUACUGUCUCAACCUACUCUAAUUGAGCUUCAGAUUUCUGAUACUCUGUCAUGCAAGUGCAUUUAAUUGGAUUACAUUUUCCUCUGCAACUCUAACUUCACCCAUGGCUGUAGUGAGCACUGCAUUAUUUACUGGGGUGGAAUAAUGUGGUAUAUACCCCACUGAGGUGGUGUGUAUAUACCCCACUGAGGUGGUGUGUAUAUACCCCACUGAGGUGGUGUGUAUAUACCCCACUGAGGUGG